AUGCAGAUCAUCACUUCUGAAAAAUGGAAUAACCACACUGCCAUCACAGAAUUCAUCCUGCUGGGAUUUGGAGAAGCUCAUGAGUUCCAGAUUCUUCUUUUUCUGUUGUUUCUGGUGAUCUACAUUCUAACAAUGACAGGAAACAUCCUCAUUGUUAUCUUGGUGGUGUCCGAUCAGCACCUUCGCACUCCCAUGUACUACUUCUUAGGGAAUUUGUCUUUCUUGGAGGUCUGCUACAGCUCAACCAUUGUGCCUAAGAUGCUGGCAAGAUUCCUAACUGGGGACAAGUCCAUAUCUGCUUGGGGAUGCUUCAUGCAACUUUUUUCUUUUGGUUGCCUUGCCAGCGUUGAAUGCUAUCUCCUCUCAGUCAUGUCUUUUGAUAGGUAUGUUGCAAUAUGCAAACCACUUCACUAUGCAACUAUAAUGAAUGGCAAGGUUGUUCUGUACCUUCUAGUAGGUUGUUGGCUAUGUGCAGCAUCUAUUUCAGUUCUCACCGUAUCUAUGGUUUCACAACUAUCAUUUUGUGGCCCCAAGGAAAUUGACCAUUUCUUCUGUGAUUUCAGCCCACUACUCCAACUCUCCUGCAGUGACAUAAGCCAUAUCAAAUUAUUGCCUUUCAUAUUUGGACCAAUUGAUAUACUGCCUCCAUUCAUAUUGACAAUAACUUCUUAUGUUUGCAUAAUUACUGCCAUCUUAAGAAUUUCAUCCACCACUGGCAGACAAAAAGCUUUUGCCGCCUGUUCCUCUCACCUCAUUGUGGUCUCCAUUUUCUAUGGAACAUUAACGAUUGUGUAUAUCUUGCCAAACACCAGCACACUCAGAGAACUUAAAAAAGUGUUUUCUGUCCCAUAUACAGUUCUGACUCCUAUGGUUAAUCCCCUCAUUUACAGUCUGAGAAAUGAAGAAGUGAAAAAAUGUUUGAAAAGGAUUUUGCAUAGAUUUAUCUGUUUCAAUGAAAUUAAGAGAUUGAACCCUUUGUUAUUAAGAAGAGGAUGA
Messenger RNA from Eublepharis macularius, 996 nucleotides. Its product is annotated as olfactory receptor 10A7-like. The coding region runs from base 1 to 996 and encodes 331 amino acids. The transcript has a single exon. Gene Ontology annotation, biological process: G protein-coupled receptor signaling pathway. Gene Ontology annotation, cellular component: membrane. Gene Ontology annotation, molecular function: olfactory receptor activity; G protein-coupled receptor activity. NCBI's taxonomy places the organism in Eukaryota, Metazoa, Chordata, Lepidosauria, Squamata, Eublepharidae. The record is from RefSeq and is a predicted model, not a curated record.